AUGGCUGAGCUGACAAUCGGAGUGAUCGAACACAUCUUUGACGAUCAGACCAAUGCCCCAUGGCAGAUACAGUGGUGCUCAGCCUUCCAACAGGAAGAUAACUUCAACUGCGGAGUGUUCGCUAUCCUUCACACCCUACUGCUCUGCGAGACAAAUCAAGACUGGCUAGCAACGAUGGAAACGAGGACAAGACUAAGACUUCCGCAAGAAUGGCUGAUGCAAACCAGAACACAACUGAUUGCAGCUCUCACCCAUCUAGAGAAGAUGGAGGAAACGGCCCAGGUAAUUCUGCGAUCUCUGCCGAAGAAGGCGAGGGUGCAAGAGAGCUUGAAAUCGACGACAAAGCCGGAGGAGGAGGUACAGCCAAACGCAAUCCAGCGGCUGAUGACCUCGACGACAAAGCUUGAGGAGGAGGUACAGCCAAACGCAAUCCAGCGGCCGAUGACCUCGACGGCAAAGCCUGAGGAGAAGGUACAGCCGAUCGCAAUCCAGCGGCAGGCGACCACCACGAAGCCCCAACCAAGACUUUUUGGUGAGGAAAUGGAGGAGAAUGCACACUCAGGAGAGAAAACCUCCCAGAGAGGGAAGGAGCGGAGGGGGAAAAGGCAGGAGGAGCAAAGGGGCAAUGAUUGGGCGCAGAUGCAUCGAAAAAGCUCAGACCCAGGUUUCCUCAUCUCACAAAAUGUGAAUGGUUGCAAUCACUUUGUUCUCAAGCACAUCCUCGCAUACUUAAUCCAGUCCUUCCAACCUGGGGUUGUGCUACUACAAGAGGUAAGGGUCUCGGCCCGCGACGAGAACAAAUUAAGGAAGAUGAUCAAGGAGAACUGGGCCUGCUACAGAAUCUUCCUGGGGCCUGCAAAGAUCAAUGCCAAGAAGGGGAAAGGAGACCUGAGGUACCGGCGGAAAAUGCUACACCUCGCUCUGGGAACGAGAGAGACACACAUCAUAGCCGGAGACUUUAAUGCAGCAAGAACCAACACAACAACACCAAUGCGGAGAGGAUAUUCCCCCUCAUCUAUCACCGCAAAAGCAGAUGAGAGAUUCGAGAAAUUCCUGGCAGACCUUUCCGCACACCGUACACUCUCAUAUGAACAGAUCAGCGAGACUGGGACAACAUUUACCUUCUCAACAUGGUACAAACAAGAAUUGAUAGAAGCCAAACUCGACGCAGUCCUCGCUAUCCACCCCCCAACUAAUGAGGACAACUUCCCCAACAUCUCCCUUCAAUCGUGGACGGUCGACGGCUGUGUGAUAGGGGGAGCAGUUGAUCACAGAGCCCUGGUGGUGCAAGUGCACACCAAGUUCACAUCCGAGGAGACGCAGCUAAUCCCACGAGUGGAAGUGCAUCAGAUGAAUUCACGACAGAAGAAGGGGGAAACCCCUAAAAGCAGAUGGGUGCUGGAUCGCGAUACGUGGGAGGAGGAGAAGAUCGAAUGGGCGCAACAACUAGAUGCAAACAUACGAGACAUGCGAGCUAAGGCGCAAGAAUGUAACAUUUGUGAGAUGCUCGCCAACUCUCUACCACUAAAGGAGGUGAAAAUCAGAAAGGGAGGGAGGCGACACGCGAACAAAGAACAAAUGGAUUUGAAGAGAUCGAUCCGCAACUUGCGGACUAAACUUAGGGAAGCAUCACAGCAAAGACCAGCGACUGGAGUACCUACGGAAGCUACAUUACAACGAGAAUUGCGAACUAAGAUCGAGAGGUUCAGAACGAUAUGUGAAGAACAAAACAACGAAGUUUUCCAAGAGAUCUGCCAACAGCAGCAAACACGGCUUGGCACGGUAGGCAGCCGUGAAUCCCAGAAUGCAAUGGGACGCAAGAAUGAUUUCACUCCCAAAGAACCGAUGAUAAGUCAAGACAUCAAGAAAAAACACCCUAACUCCCUUCGUUGCCACAAAGGCUUGGCUCUUAGACUGCUCGGCAAGAUAGUCGACAAUGCCGACGAGCUCAUCAACCAACUCGAAGCAACCCUAUCUAGCGAAGACACGAGGGGUGUUAGAGCAUUUUGGAGUGCAAACCAGCAACUGAUGAUUGGGAUCGAGCGAGAGGGGACAGAUGACUGGCUCUUUCUAUCACUGCUACCUGCAAACACAAUCACGAAAGCAAUUGUAGCACUAGAAGAAUCUAAGCGCUGGUAA
Molecule: messenger RNA, 2139 nt
Organism: Guillardia theta CCMP2712
Lineage: Eukaryota; Cryptophyceae; Pyrenomonadales; Geminigeraceae
Exons: 3
Coding region: 1-2139 (712 amino acids)
Source: RefSeq, a predicted model, not a curated record